AUGCCGGCAGUCGGGCUGCAAGAGAAGUCGUUUCUUCAUGCUUCUUCGGUUGCGUCUGAAGGGGGUAAGAAUUUUUUUAAGACGUUGGACGCAAGGAUCGAAGCAGUAGACUCCUUGCUCACUGUCGGCCUCGAUCCACACAUCGCGGAUCUCCCGUCUCCUGCCUCAGCUGAGAGCGCCUUCGCAUUUUGUGAACGCAUCAUCAAGGAAACCCUUCCCUUCACCUGUUGCUACAAGCCAAACAGUGCCUUCUUUGAGGCAUUUGGGUCCAAGGGGUUGCAGGCACUGGAGAGAGUCUGCGCACUGAUUCCCCGGGAUGUUCCCAUUCUGCUAGAUGCCAAGCGAGGGGACAUAGGCUCGACGGCGCAAGCGUACGCGUCUGCGGCGUUUGAUGCUUUCAAGGCGGACGCUGUCACCGUCAACGCCUACAUGGGCAGAGAUGCAGUUCGGCCGUUUCUGUCAUUCCGGAACAAAGGCGUGUUUGUACUGGUGAAAACAUCGAACCAAUCGUCCAAUGAGUUUCAGACGCUUCCCGUCGGGGUGGAACCAAGCUCCGGUGCUCAGGUCCCUCUGUAUGUGCAGAUGGCCAGACUGUGCAACGACCUCGCCCAAGAGUGCGUCUCCGACGAAGGCUCGCCACCGCUUGCCGGGAAGAGCCCUCGCCAGAAUGCGUCGGGCGGCGGUGUUGGUCUCGUAGUUGGGGCAACAGAUGUUGAAGCUCUCCGCGAGGUGCGGAAGGCAUGCCCUCAUCUUUACAUUCUCGCUCCAGGAGUCGGGGCCCAGGGAGCGGACCUUGAGGAGGCCUUGAGUGCGGGCCUCUGCAAAGAUGGCAAAGGGAUGCUCAUUCCUGUCUCUCGCGGCAUUUCACGAGCGGAGAAUUUAUCUGCCCAAGCAAAUGCGUACAGAGAGCAGAUCAAUGAAGUCAGAAGACGCAUUGUUCAGCAAUACCAAGAGAGCUGA
Messenger RNA from Neospora caninum, 960 nucleotides. Its product is annotated as putative orotidine-monophosphate-decarboxylase. The transcript is spliced from 6 exons. Gene Ontology annotation, molecular function: orotidine-5'-phosphate decarboxylase activity. Lineage: Eukaryota; Apicomplexa; Conoidasida; Eucoccidiorida; Sarcocystidae. The coding region runs from base 1 to 960 and encodes 319 amino acids. Gene Ontology annotation, biological process: pyrimidine nucleotide biosynthetic process; 'de novo' pyrimidine nucleobase biosynthetic process. The record is from RefSeq and is a predicted model, not a curated record.